AUCUGGAACGAUCACCUGUGGAGAGUUCACGGAGCAGGACAGGUGUUUGAAUAGUCUGAUUGAUUGAUCAGUUUGUGCAGCUCUGGGUGGGAGGGGAGCGGUGAGUCGGGUGUUCAGACCCGGCAGACGGUGCGUUGUCAGCGGGCAGGAUGCCAUGUGGAUGCGGGACGUGGUGGGUUACACCGCCGCCUCCAAGCCGCUGAGAGAGAGCGGAGAGGCCGGCACACCUCAAGCGUUUCCGCAGACUUUGGUUCUCUGAUUCGGGGCCUGCAGCUCCCGGGAAGCCGCUCUCCCCCGCGUACCCAGUCGGGCCCCGGUCCUCUGUCUCCCCGCCGGUUCAGCAUCUGGACCCGAACCAGGUGCAAGUCAGGAGGGUAGAUUCCAGAAGAGGACGCUGAGGCAGUUACAUUUGUGUAAAUUCAUAACUGCCCACUUUUGUUCAAUUAUAUUUUUAAAACUACAAGUUAACGUAUGAAGUAUUUUUAAGCGGCCUUGGCUGGAGCUGUAGCCGCUGUCUCUGGUUUCAUCCUCCGCCUUUGUCCUCAUGUUUUCCCCCGGAGUUCCUCCCCCUGCGGCGCUGGGCGGAGUUUCAUACCGGACUAGACGCUCCUUUUGUCGGAUUCGUUUCGACCUGACUCCCCGGGGUUUACGACUGAAAAAAACACACUCGGAAAGUCCCAAAAUAAUCCAAACGACCACCGCUGUGUGCAGUAUUAACCCGGGUAUCUGUCUGAAUCUGAAGGGGGGCAGGGGGCGGAGUCUCCUCCGUCAGCUGCAGGAUGAACGGCAGCAGCAGCGUCUCCACGGCUCAGAGCUCCAGAAUCAAAAAUGAAGCAGAUGAGUGGAGUAAGGACGAGUGUCUCACUCUGUUGGAGAGGAUUCGCAGUCUGGUGCCGGAUGGAGACGCCAUGAAGUACAAAACCACCGAGUCGCACUUUGACUGGGAGAAAGUUUGUUUUGGAAACUUCAACGCAGACAUGUGUCACAGGAAGUGGCAGAAAGUCUCCUCAGAGGUGAGGAAGUACAGGACGAUGACGGAGCUCAUCGUAGACGCCACAGAGUUUGUUAAAAACCCGUACAAAGGCAAGAAGCUGAAGACUCAUCCCGACUUCCCUAAAAAACCUCUGACGCCGUACUUUCGCUUCUUCAUGGAGAAACGAGCCAAAUACGCCAAAAUCCACCCCGAGAUGAGCAACCUGGACCUGACCAAGAUCCUGUCCAAGAAGUACAAGGAACUGCCCGAGAAGAAGAAGCAAAAGUACAUCACAGAGUUCCAGAGAGAGAAGGAGGAGUUUGAGAAGAACAUGGCCCGCUUCAAGGAGGAUCAUCCUGAGCUCAUCGAGGAGAGGAAGAAGUCCGACCUGCCAGAGAAACCCAAAACCCCCCAACAGCUGUGGUACAACCACGAGAAGAAGGCCUACAUGAAGCUGCACCCCGAGGUGAGUCAGAAGGAGCUGAAGGAGGCUCUGAGGAGACAGUGGUCUCAGCUCACAGACAAGAGGAGACUCAAGUGGAUCAGCAAGGCCCUGGAGCUGCAGAAAGACUACGCGGGCAGUAUGAGAGCCUAUCAUGAGGCUCAUCCCGACGUGAACUCGGAGGAACACGUUCGCUCUGUCCUCACUAAAGCUGAGCGACAGCUGAAGGACAAGUUUGACGGACGGCCGACAAAACCUCCACCUAACGGCUACUCUCUGUACUGUGCGGAGCUGAUGGUGAACAUGAAGGACGUCCCGAGCACAGAGCGGAUGGUUCUGUGUAGUAAACAGUGGAAAAUGAUGACGCAGAAAGAGAAGGACAUGUUUCAGAAACGCUGUGAGCAGAGGAAGAAGCAGUACGACAUCGACCUACAGAGGUUCCUGGAGAGUCUCCCGGAGGAGGAACGAGACCGAGUCAUGACCGAGGAGAAACUGGGCGGGAGCAGAUUGGGAGGGGGCGUGGCCGCCAGCCCACACAGAGCCAAAUCCCCUUCUGUCAAGGAGCGGGGUCGGGAGGCGGAGCCUGAUCCCUGGGCUCCUGCCGGAAAUCCCAAAGAGCGGCGUGAUGGGAAGAAGACGACAAAGCUUCCAGAGACACCGAAAACAGCGGAGGAGAUGUGGCAGCACAGCGUGAUCGGAGACUACCUGGCCAAAUACAGAAGCGACCGCAGGAAGGCGCAGGCGGCCAUGGAGGCGGCCUGGAAGUCCAUGGAGAAGAAAGAGAAGAUCCCGUGGAUCAAGAAGGCGGCAGAGGACCAGAAGCGUUACGAGGUUCAGUACCAACCUGUGAGGGAGCUGUUGGAGAUGAGGGCUCCUGCAGCCGGUCAGACUCAGAGGAAACCCAAGUUUGAUGGAGAACCAAAGAAACCUCCAGUGAGCGGGUAUCAGAUGUUCUCCCAGGAGCUGCUGACCAAUGGGGAGCUGAACCACUUCAGCCUGAAGGAGCGGAUGGUGGAGAUCGGGAAGAGGUGGCACAAACUGAGCCAGAUUCAGAAGGACAAGUACAAGAAGCAGGUGGAGGAGCAGCAGGUGGAGUACAAGGCCGAGCUGGAGGCCUGGGUCAAGUCGCUGUCUCCGCAGAAUCGAGCCGUCUACAAAGAGUUCUCCUCCACCAAACGUCGCAGCACCGCUAAAGUCCGCACUAGUCCCGGAGCUAAAGUACGAGUGACGGCGAAGGGGAAGGCGGCGAGCUCAAGAGCCGUCACGCAGACGGUCGGGGUGGCCAAGAGGGCGAUGGCGUACCGUGCAAAGGACAUGUCGGACUCAGACGAGGAGAAGAGCGACUCGUCAGACUCUGAUGAAGACGAUGAGACGUCAGGAUCCACAGACAGUGAAGACGAUGAUGAUGAUGAGGUGAAGGUUCACUUCGAGGACGAUGAAGAUCAGUCUUCCUCUGAAGAAUCCAGCGACUCGGACUCUGACUAGCCCCGCCCCUUCAUCUCAUUGGAGAGGAAAGGCUGUGCAGGCCACGCCUCCUCAUGUGCCAAUCACCGUGGCAGACCAAUAAGAAGUGAUGUCAGAUGGAGCUCACACUUGCCCCUCCCACCUAAAAGGGGUGGAGCCUGGCCGAGCGUUUUGUUACUCGUGUUUGUUUUUUAUCGAGUGUUUGUUGGUUUUUAUCUGACUGACAUUUCAGACGGGUGGAGACUUGUUUUAUUUUUGUGGAGUGAUGAAGGGGUGGGGUUGUACAGUUUGAAAGGCAGGGGGAGGGGCGGAGCCUAUUGGUAGUGUUAUUUACUGUUAAGGGAGGAGCCAGUGUUCAGCCUCCAAUCAGCCGCCUGCCGGAGAAAAUUAUAAACAAAUAAAAGCACUUUUUCUC
This is a messenger RNA of Labrus mixtus (cuckoo wrasse), 3294 nucleotides long. RefSeq names its product upstream binding transcription factor, like (gene ubtfl). The record is from RefSeq and is a predicted model, not a curated record. Lineage: Eukaryota; Metazoa; Chordata; Actinopteri; Labriformes; Labridae. The transcript has 20 exons. The coding region runs from base 780 to 2900 and encodes 706 amino acids.